AACGCGCUCCCGGGCCGGAACCGACGACUACGGAGAGGUGGAGACCAAGGAGAGAAAGCCAAUCGCACGGCUACGCGGGGGAAGGCCUGGCAGGAGAGCCGCGUGUCGUCAGGCGAAGAAACUUGUUGCUGCUCAUAAGGAUCUAAAGACAGAAGUUAGAGAAUUUUUAUUAUAGCUGGUUCAAUGAACUCGCUUGUUGCUUAUGAUGACUCGGACUCUGAGACAGAGGAUGGAAAGUCUGAAGAUGUUACUAGCAGCGAAAAGAAUCUAACAUAUUCCGCUGUGGGUGCUGUUCAGCCUUAUGGUGGAUCAGAAUUAGUUUCUGAUAGCAAAAUCCAACCUGUGGAAUGCAUGGGUAAUUUCAGAAGAAAUGUGUUUCAUGAAGUUCUCCCUCUUCAGCACUCUAAGGCUUAUAAAAAGUCAAUGGUAACACAUCCCAAAGAGUUAUACCCUGUUACUUUGAAAAUAGCAAGCAGUCAUCCUAACCAGUUAUUGAGCCCUGUGCCGAAACCUAAAAUAACUUCUGAAAAAGAGGGUAGCUCACAGAAGAGAGCUUGUGGUGGCACCGAUGUUACCAUACAAGGACUAAGACCAUAUGUUCCUAAGAGACUGCGACAGGAAAAUAAGUCAGUUCAUGAAGCAAAGGCCUGUGAAGGGAGCACAAGUUGUACAACCAAGCUUGGUACAGCAGAUGAUCAAAUAGCCAUUAAACAUUCCCAGUAUAUUAUGCCAUACAUAGGAUCCAAGUAUGGAGUUACUGAAAUUCCUAGGAACUUGGUGUUUCAAAUGUCUGAUCACAGCGGUCCAGUCAAUGUCGUCCGAUGGUGCCCAGUGGAGAGCUGGAGCCACAUGCUGCUCUCUGCAUCUAUGGAUAGCACUGUCAAGCUUUGGGAUGCUGUUGAUCGGGGCUGUUGUUUAAAGACAUAUUCUUGCCACUCAUGUGCUGUUCGAGCUUUCCAGUGGUCCCCAUGUGGAAGAACUGUUCUCACUGGAGGCUUCGAUUACAUGCUUCAUUUAACAGACAUUGAAACAGGAGCACAGAUUUUUAGCAGUAAGAGCGAAUUUCGGAUAAGUGCCCUGAAGUUUUACCCUCUGGAUCCCAAUGUUUUUGUUUGUGGAGGAUUCAGUCCAGAAGUUAAAGCCUGGGAUAUAAGGUCUUCCAAGGUAAUAAAAGUCUACAAAGCUGCCAUACAGCAAACUUUGGAUAUCAUGUUCCUCCCUGAAGGACAAGAAUUCCUUAGCAGCACCGAUGCAGUAAGCCAAGAUUCAGCUGACCGUACCAUCAUUGCAUGGGACUUCCACACAGCUGCAAAGAUCUCCAAUCAGAUUUUUCAUGAGCGUUAUACGUGUCCCAUUCUUGCACCUCAUCCUAAGGAGUCUGUCUUCGUCGCCCAGACCAAUGGCAACUACAUGGCCUUGUUCUCUAGCCUGAGACCGUACAGAAUCAACAAAAGGAAGAGAUACGAAGGGCACAAGGUUGAAGGAUUUGCAGUUGGCUGUGAAUUUUCCCCUGAUGGAAUGCUUCUUGUUACCGGGAGUUCGGAUGGAAAAGUCUUUUUCUAUAACUAUCGUACCGCUCGCAUCAUUCACACCUUGUCUGCGCAUAGUCAGGCCUGUGUGAGCGCAACAUUUCAUCCAGUCCUUCCAUCAGUCCUUGCUACCUGUGACUGGGAUGGAGUAAUCAAGAUCUGGCAGUAACAACAUUUUUGAAGAACGUUAUUCCUACAUAGGGUGUGGUCAGCCCACUCUCUUUCUAACUUCGUGUCUGUAUUUUUUUCCUUUUGUGUUUGACGUUUUAACGUCCUGUGCUCUGAGGUUCAGUUUCAAGCAAACUCUGAGAGUAUAUAUGUGUAAGGAGAGAGAGCAUGACUUCCUGGUCUCAGCAAACAGGUGCCUAACUCACCUGGAUUCCCCCCCCCCCCCACAUUGUUCUCUACUGGAUUCGUGACUGUUCUCCACUGGGGCUUGCUGAUGCUCAAAGAUCUGUGUCUUCCUUAUACACGUCCCCAAAAUAUGUAUCUUACUCCAUUUCUCUCAUAGGAAAUUAGGGAAAGAUGGCCUAGGUUCUCACACUGUCAGUGAAUUAGCUUGCAAACCCAAGUCUGUACAGUCAAGUUGCUCUGAUUAAUUCUCAGAUCAUCCAACUAGACAAAAUCAAAUGACUAGGACAGUUUACUAAUCAGCAGAACUUGCCUCAUUCACAAAUGUGAACGUGUUUUCCCAGAAAAACUCACACUUUUCUUCAUUGGCAUUCUCAUAAGAAACAUGCAUAUUUUUUCCAACAAAAUGAACAUCAGAACAUGGACAUUUUAAACAAAUGUAUGCAUUUCUGUGCUUUAGUCAAUUGGGGGAAAGCACUUUGAGAAAUGUACCGGGUAGUGCAUCCUUUCCCUUUAGAAAUGUGUACUUUUCUAUGCAGAUGAAGAGAACAGGCCACAAACAAGAUGGAAGUGAGACAAACUGAGUUUUGAAGUGGAGUUCAGAGAAUCCAGGCAAGUCCAAGCAUCCCUGAUUUCCUAUCCCUUGAUAUGGCUUUGGUGCCAAGGAAUGUGGAAGACCUACUUCUAGAAGUAAUUACUGAGACUCAGAUUAAUUGAUAAGGGACUUCUGCCACUGCAAGAGGACAUCCUCAUCUUGUCUUCUCCCCUGUGUCUCCUUCCCUUCCGUAUCCCUGAGAUCUGUUGCAGAGUCUCACCCAGCACCCUGGAGCAGUUUUGGAGGUGUAGAGGGCUCUGCAGGGGCAGGUGGAGACAAGCUGUUCCACUAGCACAGGGGUGUAAAGAGCUUAGAUCUGUGUAAGAAUUUAUUUUUGUUUGACUUUGUACAUUUGCAACAUUAUAAUAAUUUUUUGUUUAGCACAACAA
Molecule: messenger RNA, 2864 nt
Organism: Varanus komodoensis (Komodo dragon)
Lineage: Eukaryota; Metazoa; Chordata; Lepidosauria; Squamata; Varanidae
Gene: WDR25
Product: WD repeat domain 25
Exons: 7
Coding region: 184-1698 (504 amino acids)
Molecular function (GO): protein binding
Source: RefSeq, a predicted model, not a curated record